AUGUCGGAGGUUCCGCAUUUCGUGCUCUAUGAGCAUGCCGCUGGAUAUGCUUUGAUGAAAGUAAAAGAGUUUGAAGAUUCUGGUCUUAUUGCACAAGAGGUUUGUUUCAUUUUUUCAUUUCUAAUCUUAAUAUCCUCACUUAUAAGCCGGGGCACUAACUUAUGUUGUAAGUAACCUAGUAAAACGUGAGGAAGAGCAAAGAGAACACCAGACACCGUGAAUAUUUUGAUGUUUUCGGUCAUAGUGGUUCCCAUAUUACUCUUCAAAAAAUUGGCUUUUCAGGUUGAUGCUUCACUCGCUGAUAGUUACAAGUUCUCACAAAUCAUCGAGUUGGCUCAAUUCGAUCCAUUCAAGAACACCGAAGCUGCUUUGGAAAACUGUAACUCGAUCUCUGAAGGUAUAACGUGACUUAAAUUAGGGGUGUGAUGUGGAAUGUUAGUUUUUAGGUCUUGCUCAUCCUGAUCUCGUUAAGUUUCUUGAAAAAGGUUUGCCAAAAAAGAAGAAGCACGUUGUGCUUGGAAUCAAUGACUCGAAACUUGCGGGUUCGCUUACUGAAGCUUUCCCAGAUCUGAAGCUCGUCUUCGGAGGCGUUAUUACCGAGGUAAUCAUAUGAUCAAUUGCAAUCACACUGAUUGCUUUUGAUCAUUACCGAUGACGAGAAUGCCAUAAUUGAGUUUAGAUUCUUCGCGGUACACGUGUUCAUUUCGAACGUUUGGCAAAAAAUCUUCCACAUCACUCCUUGUCGAAAGCGCAACUUUCGCUCGGUCACAGUUAUUCUCGUAGUAAGGUACGUAAACCAUCGCACCUUAUUAUGAGAAUAACCAUUUCUUUAAGGUUAAAUUCGAUGUUCAUCGUGUCGAUAACAUGGUUAUCCAAUCUAUUGCAUUGCUCGAUCAACUCGACAAAGACAUCAACUUGUUUGGAAUGAGAAUCCGCGAAUGGUACUCUUACCAUUACCCAGAGCUCUUCAAACUUGCACCAGACCAAUACAAAUACGCAAGACUUGCUGUUGCGAUUCUUGAUAGAAACAAGAUGGCCGAGAAUGAGAAUUUGGAAAACGAAAUUCUCGGUAAGUAAACUAUUUUUCGGAAAUUCUCAUCCUCGCUCAUAAGCCGGGGCUCCAACUAAUGUUGGUGAACUAGUAAGAUGCGAGGAAAAUUAUAGCGACUGCCAGACACCGUGAAUGUUUUGAUGUUUUCGGUCAUAGUUAUUCCCACAAUUAAAUCUUCAUUUACAGAAAUUGUUGACGGUGACACCGAGAAGACUGCUCAAAUCAUCGAAGCCGCCAGAACUUCAAUGGGGAUGGACAUUUCUGAUUUGGACUUGGAGAACAUCAAGAGAUUUGCUGCUCGCGUUGCUUCUCUUAUGGAGUACCGUCAACAACUCCACGAGUAUAUCAAAGACAGAAUGGAUCAUUGUGCUCCAUCUUUGAGUGCUUUGAUUGGAGAACAGGUGAGUUCUGCAAAUAAAAUGAAAUCAGUUUUAGAAACAUUGUUUUUUGCAGGUUGGUGCUCGUUUGAUUUCACAUGCUGGAUCAUUGACCAAUCUCGCCAAAUAUCCAGCCUCAACUGUUCAAAUUCUCGGAGCUGAAAAAGCGUUGUUCAGAGCUUUGAAAACAAGAUGUGAGUAAUUUAUUUGUACUUCGUGAGAAUAGUAAGAAAGUCUUAUGACGUUUCAAAUUUCAUAGAGGAGAAGGCAUGUAUUUAAUGCGGGUGGAUGUUUCCUAUAUUUCGGCCGUUUAGCUUGCAUGCGAAACCAUACAUCAUUGAGGAUUAAAAAUUUUGUUUUGUUGUACACAGCUUUCAAAUUCAUCUGAAAUGAUAACAAUUUUCAGCCAACACUCCAAAGUACGGACUUCUCUUCCACUCAAGCUUCAUCGGAAAAGCUGGUCAAAAGAACAAGGGUCGUGUUUCGAGAUACUUGGCUAACAAGUGCUCAAUCGCUGCUCGUGUUGAUUGCUUCUCCGAAGUUCCAGUUGCAACCUAUGGAGAGUUCCUCAAGAAACAAGUUGAAGAUCGUUUGGAAUACUUCACCAGUGGAACUAUUCCAAAGAAAAACAUCGAGGUUAUGAAAGAGGCCGAGGAAGCAGCAGUUGAAGUUAAAGAGAAGGUGAGUUUAUAAGUUGUGUUUUGAAAGUCAGCUGUAUUCCGUAAAAUCUAAGAAUGAUGGGAUAAAAAACAUGCUGGAAGCAGGUGAAAAAUUCUAAUAAGUGGAAUUCCACUUCCAAUAACCCCAUGUCAUUUUUUUUCCGAAAUCAAAAAUAAUCAUACAUCCCCACCCCUGGAUUAGUAAAAUUAGAAAGAGAUUAGUAAGGUCGUUUAUGGAUUCCUAGAACUUUCUGUAAAUGUCGCAAAAUCAAACUUCAUCAGAAUAAGAUUAUUUUAUGCGUAUUAUAAAAGUGAACAAUAUUUUUUAUAGGUUCUCAAGAAGAAAAAGAAGGCCGCCAAGAAAGCCAAACGUCUCGCUGAAGAGUCAAUUCUCUCCACAACCAACGAAUCCAUGGAAGUCGACGAGGAAACUCCGAAACCCAAGAAAAAGAAGAAGAGCAAGCAAGACGAAUAA
Molecule: messenger RNA, 2562 nt
Organism: Caenorhabditis angaria
Lineage: Eukaryota; Metazoa; Nematoda; Chromadorea; Rhabditida; Rhabditidae
Source: the annotation of a GenBank genome assembly